This is a messenger RNA of Paramuricea clavata, 861 nucleotides long. NCBI's taxonomy places the organism in Eukaryota, Metazoa, Cnidaria, Anthozoa, Malacalcyonacea, Plexauridae. The record is from the annotation of a GenBank genome assembly.
AUGGAGGACGCAGAGGACUACAAGUUGGAGGAGGAACAGAAAAGUUAUACUCAGUAUGACAACAUGAACUACCACGACCUUCUGUCAAACUUUGAUGAACUAACAAAUAGGUUACAAAGUGAGGUAAAGUAUGGUUCAGAUCCAUUGGUAGCCUCUGACCUUAACACUGAACUCAGCUAUGUGAAGAAGCUCGUGGAGGAACGUGGUACAGCACAGACAACUUUCACUGAAGGAGCAGAAAGAACCGUAAACAUUUCAGGACCAUCAGGAAGCACAACCGUUCCAGGAGUCGACUUCGUGGAGAACCCGAACAAUUUACUUCCAGAUGUGCUAGAUGCAUUCGACGAAUCAUUUGAUGCUAAUUGGGAAGACAUAGAGGACCGCUUGAGUAAACUGAAAAAUUUGUCAACAGUAGAGAAGAAAAGAGACUUCGAAAACCAAGUGGAACGUGUACAAGCAGUCACAAGGGUUGUUCAAACAAAGGAGAAAAUGGUACUCAAUCCUAGGAAUAGAAACGUUAGGGAGAUCAUUAAGCGAUCAUCUGUCAGGACACUCAAUGAUGGCACAGAGGUGUUAAUGUUCAGAAGUGAACAAGGUAUUAACAAGAGCGGUACCCAGAUAAUGAAACGUGGGAAAACCAACAUUCCAACAUACUCCAAGAAUUCCCCAGCACUGCGAGAGUAUAAGGAACUAGUGAGGAAGAUUAAGGAGGAACCAUCAACUAGCACCCAUGAAGGAGAUGAUGAGAGUGUAACCCCAGUCACAAACCGAGGUGCUGCUUUGAACAGCCCCAGUGAUGAGGACAACACAUUUGAAGACAUUGAACUCAUAGAUGUGAGGGUAACCAGAGACGACAUCUAA